Molecule: messenger RNA, 1041 nt
Organism: Danaus chrysippus (African queen)
Lineage: Eukaryota; Metazoa; Arthropoda; Insecta; Lepidoptera; Nymphalidae
Source: the annotation of a GenBank genome assembly
AUGAUCUUGCCGCUCCCGCUGCCGCUCCCGCUGCCGCUCCCGCUGCCGCUACCGCUGCCGCUCCCGCUGCCGCUCCCGCUGCCGCUCCCCGCUGCCGCUCCCGCUGCCGCUCCCGCUGCCGCUCCCGCUGCCGCUCCCGCUGCCGCUCCCGCUGCCGCUCCCGCUGCCGCUCCCGCUGCCGCUCCCGCUGCCGCUCCCGCUGCCGCUCCCGCUGCCGCUCCCGCUGCCGCUCCCGCUGCCGCUCCCGCUGCCGCUCCCGCUGCCGCCCACGCUGCCGCUCCCGCUCCCGCUGCCGCUCCCGCUCCCGCUGCCGCUCCCGCUGCCGCUCCCGCUGCCGCUCCCGCUGCCGCUCCCGCUGCCGCUCCCGCUCCCGCUCCCGCUGCCGCUCCCGCUCCCGCUGCCGCUCCCGCUCCCGCUCCCGCUCCCGCUCCCGCUCCCGCUCCCGCUCCCGCUCCGCUCCCGCUCCCGCUCCCGCUCCCGCUCCCGCUCCCGCUCCCGCUCCCGCUCCCGCUCCCGCUCCCGCUCCCGCUGCCGCUCCCACUCCCGCUGCCGCUCCCGCUCCCGCUCCCGCUGCCGCUCCCGCUGCCGCUCCGCUGCCCGCAAAAUUCGAGGCCGAGGCCUAAGGGCGAAUACAUUUUGAUACACGCGCAACGCGGGCGGUCACCGCUCCCGCUGCCGCUCCCGGUGCCGCUCCCGCCCGCUGCCGCUCCCGCUGCCGCUCCCGCUGCCGCUCCCGCUGCCGCUCCCGCUCCCGCUCCCGCUCCCGCUGCCGCUCCCGCUCCCGCUCCCGCUCCCGCUGCCGCUCCCGCUGCCGCCCACGCUGCCGCUCCCGCUCCCGCUGCCGCUCCCGCUCCCGCUGCCGCUCCCGCUCCCGCUCCCGCUGCCGCUCCCGCUCCCGCUCCCGCUGCCGCUCCCGCUCCCGCUCCCGCUCCCGCUCCCGCUCCCGCUGCCGCUCCCGCUCCCGCUCCCGCUGCCGCUCCCGCUCCCGCUGCCGCUCCCGCUGCCGCUCCGCUGCCCGCAAAAUUCGAGGCCGAGGCCUAA